AUCAUCGUAGGUGUUUUUACCUUUGUUUCGAUUUGAACCAACAACCCAAAAUUUCUUUCUUUUCUGUCUCCAUGUGUUAGUGUUCAAUCUCUAUCUCUGAAUAUCACCAAAAACGCCACCUUGUGUUCAGCUCCAAAGUCACCAUUUCAACCUCUCAUUUUUGCAUCCCCAUUUUUGCCCUAUGAAUGUGACCUUCAAACCCUAUUAUCCUCCAUUAUUUGUUUCCCUUUUCUACCCACCCUUUGUCUCCCUUUCUUCAACCCAAAUUUUAUAAGAAAAUGUGGAUGAUGGGUUACAGCGACAGUGGAGAUUUCAGCAUGCCGGAAUCCUUCAACAGCCGCCGCCUCCGCCCCCUCAUGCCCCGUCCUCUCACUUCCUCCGCCGCCUCUCCCAAUCCUUCUUGCGCUUUAGGCCGCAUCCAUGGAAAUGAUUUCGUCGCGUUUAAUCACCAUCUUGCAGCUAUGGCGGCGGAGCAAAGCAAGCGGGAAUUCAAUACGCACCAAGUUGUGGUGAGCUCGAGGUGGAAUCCGACGCCGGAGCAGCUACAGACCCUGGAGGAGUUGUACCGGCGGGGAACGAGAACGCCGUCCGCCGAUCAAAUCCAACACAUCACCGCGCAGCUCCGCAAGUACGGGAAGAUAGAAGGGAAGAACGUGUUUUACUGGUUUCAGAAUCACAAAGCGCGGGAGCGCCAAAAACGCCGCCGCCAACUCGAGUCCGCCGCAGCUGGUGGCGCCGCCACCGAUAAUGACCACCCAAACGUUAACAACACUAAUUGCAUGGAAAACACAGAAAGAAAAGAAUCAGGGGCAAAUAGGACAGGUUUUGAAGCCGAUCAACAACUCACCAAGAAUUGGCCAUCCCCUAGUACACUUAUUGCAGAGAAAAGUGGGUCAAUACAAAGGGGAACAAAAGCAGGAAUGAUGGCAGAAUGUAGAGCAGAAGGAUGGGUACAGUUCGAGGAUGGAGCAGAAAUAUUGCAACAAAGGAGGAGUCUGGACGAAAAGAAUGCCACGUGGCUUCAAAUGAUGCAAUUGUCAUCUCCCUCUCCUCCUCCGCCACCACCUACCCACCACCACCACCACCAUCUCAUCUCCGCCACCCUCCCGGCGGCUUCCUCGUCCGCCCCCACCGCCGCGGUUGCAACAACCAUGGACUACUACACCAAGCAACUCCUCAAGCUGCAGCCUCAAGAUCAUCAUCGUCAGCAUCAUCUCAACUUCUUCCUAGACCUACCUAAUUACAAAGAUCAUGUCGAUAGCCACGGCGGCGAGUCCCAAACCCUUCAGCUCUUCCCUCUUAGAAGCGGCGGCACUGAAAAUGAAAACGACAAGGACACGGCGGAAGCCGCCAUGAACACCACCUUCGUAAACCCUCAUUACCAGUUCUUUGAGUUUCUUCCGCUCAAGAAUUGAAAAGUCCAAAAAUUCCCAAAAGUAAAAAAAAUUAAUGGUUGAGAUGGAUUUGAUGUAACAAUUCAUGGGAAGAAUUGAGGAUGAUGACAAUGAAAAGCUAGCUAGAUUAUAGUAGUGGUAUUAGUAGUAAUUUCAUAGGUGUUAAACGUUGACAGUAGUGAGUAGGUCAUGUGUUAUCUAUGUUUAGAUUUGAUAUUUGGGUGUUCACUUUAUGAGAGAGAGAGAGAGAGAAAAGGAGAGAGAGAGACAGAGAGAGAUGAGAGUCCCAAUGAGGUGGCUGUAAUGGAAUUUGAUGUUCAAGGGUUUGACUGACUCAAUGUUUCAAAAUUGGAAUAUAAUAUAAUAAUGUUUAAUCAACA
Molecule: messenger RNA, 1774 nt
Organism: Ipomoea nil (Japanese morning glory)
Lineage: Eukaryota; Viridiplantae; Streptophyta; Magnoliopsida; Solanales; Convolvulaceae
Product: WUSCHEL-related homeobox 1
Exons: 4
Coding region: 279-1415 (378 amino acids)
Biological process (GO): plant organ development
Molecular function (GO): DNA binding; DNA-binding transcription factor activity
Source: RefSeq, a predicted model, not a curated record